CAACAAUAUUAUCCACUAAACAGAGUCUGGUUAACCCACUUAUCUGGAGUGAAUAUUUAUCACCCAGACGAUGCAGAGAUUUUAUUGUCCAGUAUGAAGCAUAUUGAGAAGAGCAAGAUUUAUCAUUUGCUUCAUCCAUGGUUACAAACUGGUUUAUUGACAAGCACAGGCAACAAGUGGCAAAGUCGUCGCAAGAUGUUGACCCCUUCCUUUCACUUCAGUGUCUUGCAAAAGUUUGUUGAUAUUUUUGUGGAACAGGCAGACAGUCUUGUGCAGUACUUGAAAUCACAGGGUGACGAAAUUGUACAAGACAUUGUACCACUUUUCACAAAAUACGCCUUGUAUACGAUUUGUG
Molecule: messenger RNA, 355 nt
Organism: Belonocnema kinseyi
Lineage: Eukaryota; Metazoa; Arthropoda; Insecta; Hymenoptera; Cynipidae
Product: cytochrome P450 4C1-like
Exons: 3
Molecular function (GO): oxidoreductase activity, acting on paired donors, with incorporation or reduction of molecular oxygen; iron ion binding; monooxygenase activity
Source: RefSeq, a predicted model, not a curated record